Molecule: messenger RNA, 2937 nt
Organism: Dromaius novaehollandiae (emu)
Lineage: Eukaryota; Metazoa; Chordata; Aves; Casuariiformes; Dromaiidae
Gene: PAK4
Product: p21 (RAC1) activated kinase 4
Exons: 10
Coding region: 255-2246 (663 amino acids)
Biological process (GO): intracellular signal transduction; regulation of MAPK cascade; protein phosphorylation
Cellular component (GO): cytoplasm
Molecular function (GO): ATP binding; protein serine/threonine kinase activity
Source: RefSeq, a predicted model, not a curated record
CAUCUCCUCGCCGAGGCUCCCGGCAUGCCGAGCUGACUCGGACACGAAUUUCCCCCCGCUCGCAGGUUGAGGGAGGCUUUCUGGAAACGGCGUCUAAAUUCCACGUAGAAAUACGUGAAACACCGCGGAGUCGUAACGCGAGGCUGUGCGAAUCCGCGGCCGACGUCGGUCGUAUUCCAGUAAACACUUCUGACCUGUAACUCUUCAGAGAAACCUCCUCGGCCUGCUGAUCAGGUCUCCUCGCCGACCUCACCAUGUUCAGCAAGAAGAAGAAGCGCCUCGAGAUCUCCGCUCCCUCCAACUUCGAGCACCGCGUCCACACGGGCUACGACCAGCAGGAGCAGAAGUUCACGGGGCUGCCGCGGCAAUGGCAGGGCAUCAUCGAGGAGUCGGCCAAGCGGCCCAAGCCGCUGGUGGACCCCGGCUGCAUCACCGCCAUCCAGCACGGCUCGCAGAAGACCAUCGUUCGGGGGAACAAAGCCGCCAAGGACGGCUCCCUGACCUGGCUGCUGGACGAGUUUGAGAACAUGUCCGUGUCCCGUUCCAAUUCUCUGCGCAGGGACAGCCCCCCCUUCCCGCCCCGCCGCGACCAGCUCUACCAGGAGAACGGCCUCUCCGAGGGCCCGGCUAAAGCCCGACCUCCCGAGGACGCCGGCCGGAGCAAGGAGAAAAGCCGCCACGGGGCCAAGCUAGAGCAGGGCAAGGAGAAACACCGGGCCAGGGAGGAGCAGCGCGCCCACCCGCAGCAGCCCCGCGGGCAGGACGGCGGCGGAAAACCCGCUCCCGGCGGCCGGCCGCCUCCUCCCGAGUAUCCCAAACCCCCCGCCGACGGCAGAGGCCGCCCGCCCGAGCGGGACGGCCCCGCGGACGGCACCCACGGCGAGCCGGCCGAGCGCGUGGUGCGGCGGGAGCGCGCCGACGCCUCCGACAAGCGGCCCAAAUCCUCCUACGCGGCGGCGGAGACCAGCCCGCAGUCCCCCCGGGACAAGCGCCCGCUCUCCGGGCCCAAUAUCCGGACUCCCAACAUCCCCGUGUCCGAAGGGGUGAUGAAGACGGCUCAGCAGACGGGACGGCCUUUUAAUACCUACCCGCGGGCUGAGACCGAUCCCGGCAGGGGCGCAGGUUCACAGGCAGAGCACAGGCCAGGCCGACCGCAGGAAGCGGCAUCCAACGGGCCCGUGAGCUCGGCGCCCGGCAGCUCCUCCCGCGCCCCGCCGCCGGGCCCGCCGCGCGCCAAAAACCCCGAGCCGCCCGCGCCGGGCCUCAGCCCCCACGCCUCGGACCCCCAGCUGGCCCGCGCCGCCCCGCCGGCACCCGCCGCCGGCCCGCCGCAGCCCCGCUCGCCGCAGCGCGAGCCCCAGCGCGUCUCCCACGAGCAGUUCCGGGCCGCCCUGCAGAUGGUGGUGGAUCCCGGCGACCCCCGCGCCUACCUGGACAACUUCAUCAAGAUCGGCGAGGGCUCCACGGGCAUCGUCUGCAUCGCCACCGUCAAGAGCAGCGGCAAGCUGGUGGCCGUCAAGAAGAUGGACCUGCGCAAGCAGCAGCGCCGCGAGCUGCUCUUCAACGAGGUGGUGAUCAUGCGAGACUACCAGCACGAGAACGUGGUGGAGAUGUACAACAGCUACCUGGUGGCCGACGAGCUCUGGGUGGUCAUGGAGUUCCUCGAAGGCGGCGCCUUGACCGACAUCGUCACGCACACCAGGAUGAACGAGGAGCAGAUCGCGGCCGUCUGCCUGGCCGUCCUCAAGGCCUUGGCCGUGCUCCACGCGCAGGGCGUCAUCCACCGCGACAUCAAGAGCGACUCCAUCCUGCUCACGCACGACGGCAGGGUGAAACUCUCCGAUUUUGGCUUUUGCGCCCAAGUGAACAAGGAGGUGCCGCGGCGGAAGUCGCUGGUGGGGACGCCGUACUGGAUGGCGCCGGAGCUCAUCUCCCGCUUGCCCUACGGGCCGGAGGUGGAUAUCUGGUCCCUGGGCGUGAUGGUUAUCGAAAUGGUUGACGGAGAGCCGCCCUAUUUCAACGAGCCUCCGCUGAAGGCCAUGAAGAUGAUCCGGGACAACCUGCCGCCGAAGCUCAAGAACGUGCACAAGGUCUCGCCGUCUCUCAAAGGCUUCCUCGACCGCAUGCUGGUGCGGGACCCGCUGCAGCGGGCCACCGCCCCCGAACUCUUGAAACACCCGUUCCUGGGCAAAGCGGGGCCCCCCUCCUCCAUCGUGCCCCUCAUGCGGCAGAACCGGCUCAGAUGAGACGCCCCGGCGCGCGCCCAGGACGCCGAGACGCCGUGAAGCUCCCCCCCGCCGCCCUCGGCCCGCCAACGCGGGGGGCCGCAGCGCCGAGCCGGCCGCCCCCCUCGCCCCCGGCUUUGCCGACGGCGCUCCGGCUUUGCCGACGGCGCUCCCGUUUUGCCGACGGUGCCCGGCUUUCCGCCGCCUCUAACUGGAUUCGUGACUGUGCCACUACUGUGGGGACGCCGCGUUCCCGGGCCGGGCCGGCGGCUCGCGGUGACAGCGGCUUCUUUUUAACGAUUUCACUAAUUGCCGCCGCGCGGGGAGGCGAGGACGGCGCAGCCCCCCCCCCGGGGCCGGGAAGCACCGCGGCGGCUGGGUGCCUUCCCCUUCCCGGGCGCCUCGUCCCACCCCGGAGCCCGUUUCGGGGCCGUUUGAGGCAUCUCGGGUCUUUUAUUUCUCUUUUAUUUUUCUUUUAAUCUGCUUUUCUAUCGCGGCUCGGGGGGGGGUGUCUGGGAUGCCGCGGGCCCAAACACUACAGCCCCUCACCGCCCCCCCCCAGGGCCGCGGGCCUCCGCCCGGGCCGAAACUACUGAUUUUUUUUGGGGGGGGGGGGUCAGUUUGCCCCUCGUUCCGCAACCGGAAUUUUGUUCUUUUGGGGUUUUUUUUUCCUCCCGUUUGUUCUUUUUUAAAUGAAGCUAUUUAUAUUGUC